CUCAACGGUCCGGACAUGUCGUACAAAGAGAGAAAAGAUCAAUUGACUCAGUUUUUAUUGAUUGUAACCGUUUAUGUGUACACGUUUGAAGUGAGUCACUCGGUAAGUUUAAGACAGCGCGCGGAAGGUCACGAGUUGACCGCUUCGGGAGAGAUGAAACGGGACAACGACUGGCACCCAAGAGAACGGGUCAGUCAGAGCCCGAAUCCGCGCACUACCGACCGGCCGAGUCCCCCGGAGCUUCGGCCUGAAGUCGCCGCCCCCCCGACAGCUGCACCCCAUCGCAGCAGGCCUUGGACCGUCGGUAACAUCCGAGCAGAGCCGAGGUCUUCGGCCGCCGACUCGGAAGAAGGAUACCAGGCGGAUUUUACAGGUGUUAAUGGAGUCCAGGGGAAAGUUCUGGGCCCAUCCUUUGACUCCAGCUCGCACGUCUCUGAGUGGCUGGCUAUGAGCCCAGGGGUGCAGUGUGACGAUAGUGUCAUGACCUUCACUGCCUCCGGAAAAGAGUUCAAACACCUGUUCGUGGACAGAGAGGAAGCCUCUCCCAUCUCGCUGUUCAAUUUGCCUCAAAACUGCCGUUACUCAGUGAGGACGUCACAGAGUGACUUUGAGAUGAUGGUGCCUUAUGAUGCUUGUUACAUUACACGGGAGAAUGGCAGUUACGUGUUGCCCAUGUUGUGGUGGGGUGUCCCACUGAAGCUCUCCUGUCCGGUGCAGGCGUCCACUCUUGACCCCCCUGUCUCAGACGCUGCCGUCUCAGUACUGUGCUCCUCCUACGGCAUGGCAGUGCAGAUUACUAGGAAGGAGCUGGAUGUAGAAAUACUAGGGGUCAUAGUGAAUGACCGCUGGGGUCCGUUUGUUUCUGAGCACUGUGCGUACAGCUUCCCUUCUCAUCCGGGACAGCGUAAUUUCUUCAUCCCCUUUGGUGCUCGGUGUAUCACUAAAAGAAAGGGUUCUCGUCUCCAUCUCGCAUCAGAUGAUCAUGAAUACAUCCUCUCUUGUCCAGUCAAUCCUCAGUUUCCCUACGCCCCCUUUCCUCCUCCUUCUCCGCCUCCUACCCAGGAAGAGGCUGUUAAUGUCCUUGAUAUCCCCUUCUACCCCUCUUCUGGAUUCCACUACCCUCAGGUUAAUCCUACUCGGCCCCAACCUGCAGUGGAAAGAGCUACAUCCUCUCCAGACAUUACUCCAGUGACAGGAAGUCCACAUACACUUCCUGAAUUACCUGUUGGCUCUUCUCAAUAUGCACCUGGUUGGUAUUACCCCAACCUACCGGUCUACUACCCGACAGAAAAACCAGCUGCGACCUCUGCAGCUGAGCAAGCUGCUGCUACUGCUACGGUUCCUCCAGCAACUCCUAGUUAUCAUCCGUAUUAUUAUGAAAUCCCUCCAUAUCCGGCAGCACCAGGGACCCCUGAACCUUCCAGCCCGCUGACGCCUCCUCCCUCUCCCCCCUCUCCCCCAGAACAACCCUUGGGUCCACAGAACCCAGGCUACAAUGCAUUUCAUCCCCCUGCCCCUUAUGGCCCUCACUAUCAUUACCAUCCGGCCCUUGAGGUACGGCCUGCCUCCCCUUCACAUCCUACCAGUUCUCCACCUUCCCUUCCUCCACCCACGAUUGCACAACACUACAGUCCCAGCGAUCCAUUUGGCCAUUUUCCCGGAGGAACACCCAUUUCCCCGCCAGUGCUGACAUCUCCGCAGCCCGCCAAUGAGAGGGUAGCUCCACAGGCGAACUGCCCCUAUCCUCACAUGCAUCCCAAUAAUCCGUAUUACCAUCCACCCGGUCAUCCACCUCACCAGCCUUUGCCCUGGUAUCCAGACAAUCAACCACCGGUCCACACCACCACUAUCACUCCUACCACAAGUUCCACAGCUGGACCCACACCACCGCUCCCCCAGCUACAGUGUGUAGAUGGGAGAAUGGUUGUCUUCCUUCCUUUUGCCCAACCAGACACCCUCCAGGUCAAAGACCAAACAAAGACAUGGCUGUUCGUCCCCGAUGUGUCUCCAGUGUGUGGGUUCACGCUGCAGACAGCUAAGGGCUACGGGGUAAUCCUUCACUCUCCUCUACCCGCCUGCUACAGCCAGUUGCUGACACCAACUACCGUUUCCUUACUGCUGAGGUUUUGGGACCUUUCCAUUGGGCAGUACAGAAGUCUGGAGCUGCGAUGCCCGUAUCAACCGGCCCAUGACACUCCCCUACCAGCUACCCCACCGCUGUCUCCCGGCAACGGCAAUGUUGGAGCGACUGUUGUUCCGAAGCCUAAGGUCUUGUGCUCCUCCCACCAGAUGACUGUGGAGCUCCCCUCUAGUUCUGUCUCUGGAAUAGUUUUUAAAGACAUCAAAGGGAACCAAAUGAGUCUCCAGGAUGCCCCACGGCACUGUGGGUAUUCUGCGAGAAAAGGCAAAGAUGGCCAAAUCCAUCUUAUUAUCCAGUUACACUCGCGCUGCCACAUGAGCGUGCAGGGUCAAAUGUUCAUCAUCACUGUUGUCUACGUGACUGUGAAUGGGAGGCGGGAGGCUCAGUUUUCCUGUCCCGUUGUCAUUCCAGGGUCUGGGCAAGAGUGCAACCUUCCCAGUGAGCAGCGUCUCCCCUGCGGACCCAGCUCUGUGUCCAAUUCACAGUGCCUCUCCAUGGGCUGCUGCUCCAGCAACAACCCCCCCACAUGCUACUACCCCAUGGAUGAGUGCACUAUUGACCGCCACUUUGUCUUCUCCGUCCCGGCCUCCCUCACGGAGCCCCCCCUCUCCCCUGAUCUGCUUGUUGUUGCCGGCAACUCCACCUGCAAACCGCAGAGGGUGACACCCGAAUACGCCUUGUUCAAUAUCCCAAUGGACGGAUGCGGGACACGCAGAGUGACAGUGGGGGACGCAGUGAUCUACAUGGUGGAGGUCAUCAACAAGGUUCCGACACUCAGCCGCAACUAUGGCACCAUCACAAGGGACUCUUCUGUCAGGUUGCUGGUGGAGUGCAGGUUUCUGCCAGGCACUAUUAGUGUGAGCUACAUGGUGAAGACUCCCACCCUGGGACCCAACGUUCCAGCCCAGGGGAUGUUUGGGGUCCAGCUCCGGCUUGCCAAAGACGCCCAAUACAGCAGCUACUACCCCCAGAAUCACCCGCCCCUGCAGAUGCUGCUGGGGAAACCCCUCUACCUGGAAGUGCGGCUGCUCAAUGCCCCCGAUCCCAGCUUGGUGCUGCUUGUGCACUUCUGUGUGGCCUACCCCCUCUCUGGAAAGGCUGUGUGGCUACUGCUCUAUAAUGGAUGUCCCAACCCCUAUGACCCCGCCCUGGAGCAGGCUGUGCUCUCUGACACUCGGCCAUCCACUCCUCCAGCUCAGACGCGCCGCUUCACCAUCAGCACCUUCCAGUUCCUUCCGGAUGGUGAGUUCAGGGACCCGGACGAGGAGAACAACUUCAUGUGCUCAACCGAAAUCUGCUCGCCACGUGACGGGCCGUGCGUCGAGGGAUGCUUUGGCCAGUAACGUUUACGAUAUGCAGCCGGUUGAAGUUGGUUGCGCUGGGCCGGCCUUCAUGCGUGUCCAAUACCUAAUAAUAAAAUCUCUUAAACGACCCGGCGUGU
Molecule: messenger RNA, 3581 nt
Organism: Pungitius pungitius (ninespine stickleback)
Lineage: Eukaryota; Metazoa; Chordata; Actinopteri; Perciformes; Gasterosteidae
Exons: 19
Coding region: 16-3483 (1155 amino acids)
Biological process (GO): binding of sperm to zona pellucida; prevention of polyspermy
Cellular component (GO): egg coat
Molecular function (GO): structural constituent of egg coat; acrosin binding
Source: RefSeq, a predicted model, not a curated record